ACAACUACCGGUUUUUACGACUGCUCCAUCGAUGUUUAUUUGCGUGCAAAGAGCUCCAAUAUUCUUCUCGUAAAUGCGUGUGGAAGCAGUUUCGCCUCGAUAGAAUCGCUUCUCAUGGCUAAGAGACGCGCGGGUGAGUCCUUAUUGGACCACUCUCCCACCAAACGAUGGAGGCGCGUGUGCGGUGUUGACGUGCAGCUGGAGAGCGUGGCUCCUCUCGAGGCUUUGGAUCCACCGUCCCUGUUGGUUCUGAUGGGCGGGCGACGGAGAAAGCGACCACAUUACUUUGUGGAACCUGAGCAGCCAGACGAACCGUGGAAGCAUCCAAGGGCCACGCACUUGCCUUCUGCAGGGGAGCCCCAGUCCGAUGCCUUUUCUUCCGCACAUUUCCAAACCCAGGCACCGGCUAACUCCAAGAAAAGACCGAGAGAAGAGUCGGUGUGUGCAAAGGAAGGAGCCCGGCCAGAGGAACCAGCAGAUGCAGACUAUGUCCCUGAAGACUACAACUCCUUUCAGUACUGGAGGACUCCGCUGCCAGAACUUGACCUCUCUCUUCUCGAAGACACUACUGAAAAGACAGGAGCAAACCAAGAGACUAAAUACAACCCCCCUUCCACUGAUGCCGUAAAAGCAACUUGAAGAUAUUUGGAGGCCUAUCAAGUCGAUGUAGUUGCCCUUAUCCAUGCAGGUUGUUGUCAGGAUUGUUGACCGAACGUUUUCAUGCGUGAAACAACCUUUGCUCCAUUCUGGGAGAGGUUCCACAAAACAGAGGAGUUUGUUUCUUUGCUCGAAGACAAUCUGGACUGUUGCCGAGUUGGAACGUCACCCUACUUCAGUGGAAGUGUAUUUUUGCAGGAAUGCACUGUUGGAGAGCAGCCUCUUUGAUUGGCUUAUCUCUUGCUUCUUAUUGUCACAAAAAACCUCUG
Molecule: messenger RNA, 926 nt
Organism: Synchiropus splendidus (mandarinfish)
Lineage: Eukaryota; Metazoa; Chordata; Actinopteri; Syngnathiformes; Callionymidae
Exons: 3
Coding region: 115-639 (174 amino acids)
Source: RefSeq, a predicted model, not a curated record